AUGAUCAACCGAAUUGUUCUUCUUUCUGCUCUUGUUGCGUCUGCUGCUGCUUUCGCCCCCGCCUCCAGACCAUUUGGCGUUUCCACAUCUUUGAGCGCAGAAUGGAAGCCUGCUGAUGGCAAGUGGGAGGAGACCGACUUCGAGUCGGAACUCAAGAAGCUCGAGAAGGAAGCCGAAGAGCGCCUCGAUUCCAAGAUCUCUGAUAUGAUGUCCAAGGUCGAGACCACUGGCUCCAACUAA
Seminavis robusta is the source of this 240-nucleotide messenger RNA. Lineage: Eukaryota; Bacillariophyta; Bacillariophyceae; Naviculales; Naviculaceae. The record is from the annotation of a GenBank genome assembly.